Molecule: messenger RNA, 465 nt
Organism: [Candida] anglica
Lineage: Eukaryota; Fungi; Ascomycota; Pichiomycetes; Serinales; Debaryomycetaceae
Source: the annotation of a GenBank genome assembly
AUGGACGCUCGUCAUUGCUAUACUAGCAUUCCACUCAGUUUGAGUGACAGUAUUGUAUUAGACGUCCUUGUUGCCAAAAUAAUUCGAGAUUCUUUCAAUCUUCACUUACAUAAUUUCUUAAAUAGAGAUCCAUUGACUUCAAGAUUCAAUCACUUAAUUAUCAACCAAUCAAAUACUCAAGUACAUUCUAAGAUAGCCAAGUAUCUUAAUAUAGAUUUUGAAAUAAUCGGCUUUGGUGGUAGUAAAAAAUUAAAAAGACAAUGGUGUGAUAUUAAAUUCGGGACAAAGAUAAAAUCUAAAGGCAAACUCAUUGAAAACUUUAAUGGAAGUUACAUUUUGCAUUUCCCCGGAGGGAACUGUUCAUAUUACUUAAAACCGGGAUAUAGACGGUUUUCGUGUAAAGAUGGGAAUUACAACGCUGUAAUGAAGAGAAGAGAAAUAAAUCAUCCCAAAGAAAGUAAUUAG